Molecule: messenger RNA, 2935 nt
Organism: Colletotrichum godetiae
Lineage: Eukaryota; Fungi; Ascomycota; Sordariomycetes; Glomerellales; Glomerellaceae
Exons: 1
Coding region: 232-2799 (855 amino acids)
Molecular function (GO): zinc ion binding
Source: RefSeq, a predicted model, not a curated record
ACGGUCCGCUUUCAGCAACUUGGCUGAUGCCGUCAUCCGUCUUCAAAGUUACUUUCGGCCUACAGUGUUCAGUUCAUCCGUACAUCGUCACCCUCCCCAAUCGCCACACCAGAAGCAUUCUUUACGUCUGCCUUUCCGACUAACGAAGCUUCCUGCAACAACCGACAACCCGCCGGCCAGUGCAGCAGAGCGAUGGCCCCGAGUUAAGCGGCCCAAGGCACGCCGCACACCAUGCCCAGUUCAUACCGAGACCCGCGCCUCGUCUUCCUCGCCCUCGCCUUCAUCGGCGUCUUCUGGAUUCUCCUCUCUCCCGGCAAUGGCGGCGCGUCUUUGUUCUCUGCCUCAGACCUAGCGAUCCAGCGCCUACGGCGGCACCAGCACGCUCUCGACCUCCUAAACACCUCGGCUUACGGCGACUUCACACCGCGCGAGAAUGGCACGUCCGAAGGCCUGCUACCUAGGUCGCUUAACCUAACGGGCUUCCGUCCCAAAGACGGGUUCGCCUGGGACGAUCUCGAGCGCUUUCGGGAACGCUGCUUGGAAUGGAGUCACAACGCGAUACCGCCCGUCGGCGGGGUGAACCUAUGGGACAUUGGAGAAGGAGAGCCCGUGUGGCAGAACGCCACGGGCGCGGUCAAGGGGACCUGGAUCCGGAGGGAAGCGACGUCGAGAAGGGAGUGGACGAACUACAACCUAAGCGCCAUCACGCCGAGCCUGCAUUGGAGCGGCACGCAGUCGGAGUGGGCCAGGAACAUCACGGGAGACGAGGGCAAGAUCUUGAUGGACCUCGUCGACACCGGUAAGCACGGGAGGGAGCUGGACUACCGCAGCGACGUAGAGGACGAUGAGGGCCCCUCGUCCGGCGGUAAGGUGCGCAGCGCGAAGGCCUCUAUCACUAUCGAGGAUGUCAAGGGCAGCGGCGUCAACUGGGAAAUGAGGCUUCACGGCGUCCAGUGGCCUCGUCAAGGGACCAUUCUAUUGACGACGACCAGCGAGAAGUUUGACGGCAUUUUUGGUCUGCCGCAUCUGGCGCCCAGCUUGGACUUCUUCCAGUCGAGCCAGCGGCUGCUCAACCUGACUCUCGCGGAAGUGCUGCGUAGGAAGGAGAAGGAAGUGUUCAACGACGGCGUGAUGCCGUGGACGUCGGAUCUCUCGAAUCCACCGGAUACGCUCAAUCCAACGCCACAUUGCGAGUACAUCAUGUAUGCCCAAGUACAUCCACCGGACAGGAACUUUCUAGACAUGAAGGGCUUUCAUCCGACGAGGGAGGGCAUGGCGAGGAUCAUCAGCGACAUUGAGCAAGAAUUACGAUUCCCAGAGGGCGCACCCAUUCGCGGCGUCCCAGAGCUCCAGCUCUCAGCCGUCCUUUGGUCGCCCGACUGCGCAUUCUUUCUCGAAACCAAGGGACCGCCGGAUUUCGCGCCCGUCGAUGGGCAACACCUCCAAGGCAUGAAGACGGAGAUCAUUUACCACAAGAUUCGGGUAUGGAUCCUCCUCUUCGCGAUGGUGAUCCUCACACAGGCCCUCCUUCUCAAGCAACAGAUGAAGGAAUCAGCCACACCUUCGACGAUGGGUCGUAUCAGCUACUCGACCAUAAGUAUGAUGGCCAUGGUGGACGGUGGCAUUUUCGCCGCGGCGUCCAUGUGGGCUUUGGAUGCCAGCAUCACGUACCUAGAGUCGCUUUCGCUUUUGUUUUCGGCGUUUCUGUCCAUGUCCCUUGGCGGCUUCUUUUUGGCGGAAAUUCACAAAGUGCAGGAGCCUGAGAACAGGAGGCGUGCCGAGAGGGAGCAGCAAAACACCAACAAUGACUCGCCGCAUACACCGGCCACUCCCCCGCAAGAUCUCGAAGCGGACUCUUUGCCGCGGCCCGUCACCGCGGGGCCUCGCAGGAGAGCACCCUCGCCUCCGAUCAUCAUCCCCUCGGAUCAGGAUAUCGACGCGGAGAUUGCGGACGCCGCGAGCGGUGCGGCAGCCGUGCCGACAGCGGGCACCGGCGGCGGCCAUCGUAUCGGGCCCGAGGUCACGUUCCAGUCGGUCAUAUUCCGCUUCGCCAUGACCGUAUCCCUCAUCCUCCUUGUCUCCAUCGCCUCCACGUCCUGGUACCCGCGCGUGCGGAACUUCUUCGUCAACAGCGUGGCCCUCGUCUACUUUUCCUUCUGGGUGCCCCAGAUCCACCGCAACAUCCUCCGUAACUGCCGCCGCGCGCUGACGUGGCAAUUUGUCAUCGGCCAGUCCGUCCUGCGACUGCUCCCCUUUGCCUACUUUUACGUCUACGAGAACAACUUCCUCUUCGCCGAGACGGAUCGGCGCGCGUUCCUCGCCUUUUGCGCGUGGCUAUGGAUCCAGCUCUGGGUCCUCGCGUUCCAGUACGUGCUCGGCCCGCGUUUCGGCAUACCAAAGAGCUGGACGCCCGACGCGUGGGAUUACCACCCGAUCCUGCGCGAGGACGGCGUCGAGGCUGGUGGGCUGCCGAUUGGUCUGCUUUCGGAGCCCGGGUCGCCGUCUCUGGAGAGGGCGAGGUCCGGGUCGGGCGGCGGCGAGGACGUCAGGGAUAAGAAGAGUGGCGGCGGGAGUAACCUGCGCGCCAUCGACUGCGCCAUUUGUCGUGAGGUGCUUGAGGUGCCCGUCAUGCGGGCGGGCGAGGAGGACCCGACGGCCGGAGGGGUCGUUGGCGUGUUUACGAGGAGGAAUUACAUGGUUACGCCGUGCCGGCACAUCUUCCACAGCGCGUGUUUGGAGGGUUGGAUGCGGUUCAGGUUGCAGUGUCCUAUUUGUCGAGAGGAGUUGCCUCCCUUGUAGGAGUAGCGAAAGAGCGAGUCGCGUGCUCUGGCCUUUGUUUGGAGCGCGUGUCAUAGCGGGAAGAUUUCGAUCAUGUGUUUAUUAGAAAUGAUACCAGAAUGAGAAUGGGUUGAGAUACACCCAGCUGACCUUUUGA